GGAAAAAUUUAUAUUUUUGGUGGAGCUGCUAAUUUUUUAGUAGGUGCACAAACCAGAACGUUUUUUAGCGAUAUGAUAACUUUUGAUAUCGCUGAUUCAUCAUGGUCAAUUAAUACUGCGGUUAAUGGACGUGCUACAUAUUCAGCGACAUUAUUAUCAAAUGGUAUUAUUGUGUAUGUAGGAGGACUUGAACCUUUUAAUGGAAAUAACGAUGUAGUCCUAAUAGCAGAUAUUUCAAAAAUUCUUCUUUUUGAUACAAAUUCUUUAACAUGGUCAAUGAACUCAGCAAGAAUUACAGCUUCAAUACCAGUCGAAAAUCGUCAGAGGCAUUCAGCAGUAUUAGGCCACACAAAUUCGAAUUUUCGGUUCACUUCACCCGGCCGGGUCACUUUUUCAAAUUUCAAUAAAAAAAAGUUUAUAUAUAAAAAAUUUAUCAUGUGAUCAGAACGUAAUUUUAUUGGCGGGUAAGUUUAUCACGCGGCUGAGAACUUCUAGAGCGAAAAUAAAUUCCUCCCUUUUAAAAGUCAACCAAUCAAAUGUCACAAUUUUAUAUAUAAACUUUUUUUACUAAUAAACAAUAAACCCCGGGUCCCCGGGUCGAUUUUAAAUUUCAAUGUUACGUGAACCGAAAAAUUGAAUUUGUGUGGCAUUUUUUUUUAAAAAAAAAAAAAUUAAAAGCUCCAAAUGAUCAAAUUAUUAUUU
Molecule: messenger RNA, 702 nt
Organism: Rhizophagus irregularis DAOM 181602=DAOM 197198
Lineage: Eukaryota; Fungi; Glomeromycota; Glomeromycetes; Glomerales; Glomeraceae
Source: RefSeq, a predicted model, not a curated record